AAGUUAUGGUGACGUCAUAUCACUGCGACUAAUGUGAGAGCACUCUAUCUUCCCUGCUGCUGAUUCGGGAGUUCCUGUUCCGCGAUGCCUAAGGUGGUGUCCCGGUCGGUGGUCUGCUCGGACACCCGGGACCGGGAGGAGUAUGACGAUGGGGAGAAGCCGUUACACGUGUAUUACUGCCUGUGCGGUCAGAUGGUGCUGGUGCUGGACUGCCAGCUGGAAAAACUUCCCAUGAGACCUCGGGACAGAGCGAGAGUUAUUGAUGCAGCAAAACACGCUCACAAGUUCUGUAACACCGAAGAGGAGGAAGCUGUAUUUCUGCGCAGACCAGAUGGCAUUGAGCGUCAGUAUCGGAAAAAAUGCAGCAAGUGCAGCCUUCCUCUCUUCUACCAGCACCAGCAAAAGAAUGCCCCCGCAACAUUCAUUUUCAAUGGAGCUCUGGUCAAGUUUGGACAAGGUUUUGGCAAAACCAACAUCUAUACUCAAAAACCUGAUCCACCUAAAAAGGUCAUGAUGACCAAACGCACUAAAGACAUGGGCAAAUUCAGCUCUGUUACUGUAUCCACCAUUGAUGAAGAAGAGGAGGAGAUAGAGGCGAGAGAAGUGGCGGAUUCCUAUGCCCAGAAUGCAAAAGUGAUUGAGAAGCAAUUGGAGAGAAAAGGAAUGAGUAAGAGAAGACUUCAGGAACUGGCUGAAUUAGAAGCGAAGAAGGCCAAAAUGAAGGGAACCCUGAUUGACAACCAGUUCAAAUAGAAGAGACACACAAGAGAGAGAUACUGCUUGAAAGUGACAGGGGUUUAGAAUGACUUGCCAGCCAUCGCAUAUUGCUUCCAUGCUGUAUGACAGGUGUUUGCCAGCUACGGCCACCUCUAGCAAGUCUCUAUAGAGUAUUUCACCCUGGAUAGCUGAGGUUCGGAAAGACUACAAUGGAUGAGGAAACAUUGCUGAGGGUUAAGAACUCUUGUUGAGUUAAGCAGCUUUUAAAUAUGUUUUUUUUUGUUUUUUAAUACUACAAUGUACUUGUAUAAAUUGUAAAAAAAAAAGAAAUGGUCUUGUGUUGGGUAGUAUCUAUGUUUAUUUUUAUUAAAAUAAGUCUGUAUAAUGUA
Hyla sarda is the source of this 1106-nucleotide messenger RNA. It is a transcript of the gene STEEP1, whose product is annotated as STING1 ER exit protein 1. The transcript has 7 exons. The record is from RefSeq and is a predicted model, not a curated record. NCBI's taxonomy places the organism in Eukaryota, Metazoa, Chordata, Amphibia, Anura, Hylidae. The coding region runs from base 85 to 753 and encodes 222 amino acids.